Molecule: messenger RNA, 2653 nt
Organism: Protobothrops mucrosquamatus (brown spotted pit viper)
Lineage: Eukaryota; Metazoa; Chordata; Lepidosauria; Squamata; Viperidae
Exons: 12
Coding region: 29-1390 (453 amino acids)
Molecular function (GO): GTPase activity
Source: RefSeq, a predicted model, not a curated record
UCCGUUGCCGGUUUGGCCGCCAGAAACUAUGCAAGGGAGCCGGUAUGCGAAGCCCCGAGAAGCCGCCAACCCCGCCGUCGGGGGUGGGACGGAGUCGGUGACAGAAGGAGUUCUCCGGGAGGCCCACUCGCUUUAUGUGCACCCGGGUCGUGGUUUGGUGACCAUAGGACAACGCCUGGGCCUGACCCUGCUUCCCCCUCGCCGCAGAGUGACUGUCAUGGUGAUGGGCAACCACAGUGCUGGGAAGAGCAGCUUUAUCAACUGGUAUAUGGAGGAACACAUCCAACGUACUGGGGUUGCUAUUGAGACUCAGGGUUUCACUUUCAUCACUAGUGGAAAGAAGCGAGAAUCUCUCACGGGCAAUGCUACACUCCACCUCUAUCCUCAUUUCCAGAUCUUGCAGAACUUCAAAGGAGUGCCAGAAUACCUGAGUACUGAGAUUUGUACCUCCAAGCAGAAACAAUUUCCUCUUAUCACUUUUCUUGAUACUCCAGGCUUAGUAGAUGGCGAUAUGAAAUACCCUUUUGAUGUGGAAGGAGCACUGAUCUGGUUUGGCCAACUCUGCGAUCUCAUCCUGGUCUUCUUUGAUCCCAUGGGGCAGGCUCUUUGCAAACGCACCUUAAACAUAGUGGAGAAGAUCAAUGAAGAGCAUGGAGACAAGUUACACUUUUAUCUGAGCAAAGCCGAUGAGGCAGGCGCUGAGGGUGAUCGACAGAGAGUGCUGAUGCAGAUUGUUCAAGAACUUUGUAAACGUCCUGGCCUCAAUAAAUGUGGGUUUGACAUGCCUACAAUUUACGUUCCCAACCCCAAUAAGCCGAGUCGGUGCGUUAAUCAGAUCGAGGACGUCUGUCGCACAAUUGAGAAGACCAUCAGCCAGACUGUGCAGCACACACUCAAUGCCCUGGAAAGGGAUUGCCGGCUCAUUGAAGAGGCCACACAGCGUUUGCUAGAAGAUGACAACAAGGCCAGAAACAACAACUUCCAUGCUUUCUUCCGUGGGAUACUUCUGGGCAUGGUGGGUUGCCUGAUGCCUAUUUUCCUUCUUCUGACAUUGAUCUUUGGCACAGCGUUUGCUCGCCAACUGUGGACCUUAGUCCUGGGGGAGAAGCAAAGUCAGGCCCUGGAACUAUAUGUACAACCGGUUGCAUCAGUCUGGAGGCUUGUCCCUGAAGAUCAAACCUUAACAGUAUUUUUUGGUCUUCUCUUCCUCUCGAUUCUCUUCCUGCUCUCGGCCAGCUACACUCUCAGAAUGAAGCCCACUCUCUCCAAAAAGCAGAAGAGGCAGCUGGAAGAUCGACGGAAUUACGUAUUGGAUGUGGUCUUGGCUAAGAAGAGAAAGCUCUAUGAGGAAUACCUUCGACAAAGCAUUGGGGAACAGGACUUGAACUGAAAGCAGCCUAUUCUGAGGAGAUUCCACGUCCCUCUUCUCCCCCUGCCCCACAUCAAUACCUAGAGAAGAGCAUUUACAACGGCAAGCCUUGCAAGUCCAAUUGAUCCAAUCCAGUUGCCAUCUUUUUCACAUAGGGCAGGACCAGUUGGAUAGGGAUGGCAUCCUGGAUCCUUUUGAACUACGACUAACCUUACCUCUAAUGUCCUACAUCUGAAAGGAUUGAUUCACUGGUUAUCUUUUCUGCUGGUCUGUUUGCUGCCUGUGGAUAGAAUGAUGUUUUCAGACCUGAUGAGGGGACUGUAGCGGCAAAGCCCAAUUCUGCAUCCAGCUGAACUUGGCUCCUGGUUUUAGAGAUGGCAGAGCCCUGCCUGAUGUUAAAUUUGGCAACAUUAUAAACCAGUGCUUUGUUGGUUCCUAUCAUAAUGGGCAGUUGUAGUUGCAUCAAGAUGUCAAGGGCACCACUUCUGGAUUGCUGCCUUAAUGAUCUAAAGUGACAGUUCACAUAAGCUUAUUAUGGUAAAUGUAGCAUAAUUUUAUCUGUCAUUUGUACAAUACCUCAUAUUUCUAAAUGUACCAGCAUGCUAAGGGCAUGCAGAUGACUAUUCCCUUCCAUUUCACGUGACAAGUGCCUUUAUGUGACCAUCUCUUGGGAGUGAAAGAUGGGACAUGGAUCCUUGUAACAAGUCUCUUCAUUGGUUGGUCAUAGUCCAACCAAUGCCAAUACAGUACUUAACACUGUGAGAUUUCCCCAGACCUCUGACCUUUAUAAUUUAUUCAGUAUGCCCUGGAACACACUGGGAACCCCAAGCUAGCUUUUCCUCCAAUGCCAGGAAGUAUAAGUUAUGUUGAAAAGAGGCCACUGUUUUGGCCAAUUCAGCUCACUUGAUCUCAGUGCAUUGCAUUCAUUAAUUAAUUCUGGGAUAGCACCAUUAUCACGGCUACAUCUAGAAACAACACUUUGCUAACUCUUCUGAGAUGCUAUGUAUUAAGUCCUUCCGAAGUUGGGCUUUGGCUUCCAUCAGCUUUAAGCAAAAUAAUGUAACUGAUCAUGUUGUGGAGGAGACAUUACUGUACAGAUCUGGUAACAGGGUCCUUUAUAGUAAGUGCAACAAAAAAAAAAAAGAAACACAUUUAACCUCUGGUUUUAAUCUGAGCAAGGAUUUGCUAUUUGGGGAUAGGAAAACAGUUGACUCAAAUUAGCCUGGCUCUGGUAAUCCAUUAAGAUCAUUUUCGUCUCUUUUCCCUGUUCCCAUCAAAUUGGGG